AUGGCCACGACAGCAGCUUCCGAGAAGCGCAAUAUCGUGGUUAUAGGCGGUGGCAUAAUCGGCUGCACAUCCGCUUACUUCUUAACUCGACAUCCUGCCUACGAUCCAUCGAAACAUAACAUCACUCUCCUCGAAGCAGGCAAGAUCGCGGGAGGCGCAUCGGGAAAAGCAGGUGGACUUUUAGCAUUAUGGGCAUAUCCUACUUCGAUUGUACCGCUAAGCUACCGACUACAUAAGGAGCUUGCGGACGAGCAUGGCGGAGUCGAGAGGUGGGGAUACAGGGCCGUACAUUGUGGACAGGUGGAUUGCGUGGGCCGGCAUCUGGAAGGUCCGAGUGUGAAGGGCAAGACUGGUGAAGCUGUACCAGGAGACAACGAGGCGACGGGGAAUGGAGAUGCGAAAGUGAGUUUGCAGAAGCGGGAUCAGAAGGCGCUUGGGAAGCUGAGGGCGGCUGGGGUGCCGGGUGAUAUGGAUUGGGUUGCUGCGGAGUGCUUGAGGGUGUAUGACGAAAUGGGCGAUCCUAGUACUACUGCUCAGGUCCAUCCGUUCCAGUUCACGACGGCUAUGGCUGAGCUUGCGGCGGAGAAAGGCGUCAAGGUGAGGACAGGAUGCAAGGUCACGGGUAUUGGCUACACGGACAACGACUCGGCAGUCGAGAGUGUGACGUUCGGAGACAAGGGUAAUGGUGGCAAGAGCGAAACGAUACAAACAAACGACAUCGUCAUAGCGGCUGGACCGUGGACACCAAGUGUAUACCCUUCAGCACCCAUCUCCGCCCUUCGAGCCCACAGCGUCACCAUUCGACCUUCGCGACCAGUAAGCGCCUACGCACUUUUCACUCAGAUCAAGCUUCCGUCGAACUUUGGCCGCACGAACGAGGUCAACCGUGGGAAGGGUGGCAAGAGCUUCAAAGCAGGCUGGGGCGAGCAGAUAGUCACUCCGGAAAUAUACGCACGACCGAAGAACGAAGUCUAUGCCUGCGGCGAGGGCGAUCGUCUCGUCUCUCUUCCCCUCGGCACGGAUGAGGUCGAGGUAGACGAGGAGAGGUGCCAGGAUAUCGUGGACUAUGUCUCUUCAAUCUCUGAUGAGCUGAGAGAUGGAGAGGUCACGGCGCGGCAGGCUUGUUACUUGCCUAACGUUAAUGCUGGGAGUGGACAUCCUCUUGUUGGAUUGACUGGGGUAAAAGGGUUGGUGCUGGCGGCGGGACAUACGUGUUGGGGCAUACAAAAUGGACCCGGGACUGGGAAGUUGGUGAGUGAGUUUGUGUUUGAGGGGAAGGCGAGGAGUGCUAGUGUUAAGGGGUUGGAUCCGAGGAAUGUUUUGCAGGGUCAAAGCAGUUCAUCAUCCACUCCUCAGUAA
Messenger RNA from Recurvomyces mirabilis, 1359 nucleotides. RefSeq lists its product as uncharacterized. Gene Ontology annotation, cellular component: late endosome; cytoplasm. Gene Ontology annotation, biological process: retrograde transport, endosome to Golgi. Gene Ontology annotation, molecular function: oxidoreductase activity. The coding region runs from base 1 to 1359 and encodes 452 amino acids. The record is from RefSeq and is a predicted model, not a curated record. The transcript has a single exon. Lineage: Eukaryota; Fungi; Ascomycota; Dothideomycetes; Mycosphaerellales; Teratosphaeriaceae.